This is a messenger RNA of Adineta steineri, 636 nucleotides long. NCBI's taxonomy places the organism in Eukaryota, Metazoa, Rotifera, Eurotatoria, Adinetida, Adinetidae. The record is from the annotation of a GenBank genome assembly.
AUGAAUAUUUAUAAUCAAAAUGAACUUUCUACAACAUCAGAAUCCGAUAGUGAAUAUUUAGUUGAUUCAAGAUAUUGUCGUACAACAGUUAAAUGUAAACGAAAAGCAUUAAAAAAAACAAUUAAAUUAAUUCAUGGACGUUGUAUAGUUAUAUAUCGAGGUAGUGGAGAUCUUUUAUCUAUUGCAGCAAAAGAUGCUGAUCGAAAUUGUUAUUGUGAUUUUGUAUUUGUUUGUUAUGAUCCAAAACCAACUAAAUCAACUAUGCCACGAUCUCGAUCAGCUAUACAUGAUUCAUCAACUUCCAAUGAUGAUGAUAAUAUAAAUAAUAAUAAUCAUAGUAUUUUUCAAAACCGAUUUAUACCAUCAAAUAUGAAUCAGCAAUUAACAAAACAAAAUUCAUUUUCAUUUAAAACAAAACUAAACAAUGAAAAUACCAAUGAAUCGAUUUCAACUGAAACGAAAUCAUCGAUAAAGAACAGUUAUGACACAAAACAUAUUCAUAACAAUAGAAAUAAGAAUUUGAAUGAACGUAUGCUACAUGAUGAAAUUAAUGUUGAUAUAGAAAAAUUAAUUGAUACUGAUGAACCAUCACCUUCAAUUAUUUAUUUUCCGUCAUCACAUUUGAAAUCUAUAUGA